AUGGAUUAUUAAGAAGAAUUGAAUUAAAAAGAUCAAACAAUUAAAUUAUUAGAAGAAGAAAGAAAUACAUUAAUAUAAAAUACAAAUGAAUUAUAAACUAAUUAAAUUGCAUUAGAAAAAGAAAUCACAAGAUAAAAAACUAAUAUUGCAAAUUAUGAAGCUGAACUAAUUGAAUUGCAUAAAGAAAGAAAAUCUUGUGAUGAAUAAAUUUAAAAAUCAUAGAUAUAAAUAGAAUCUUAUGAAUAAUAGAUUACAUUACUUAAUGAAGAUCUAAAGAAAGUCACAAUUCAAUGUGAUGAAGCAUUAUAGUAACUCUAAUAAAUUUAGAGUAGACAUGAAAUUGAAAUUAAAACAUUACUUGAUUAAUUGAUAAAUGAGAAAGAGAAAAUUAAUGAAAUCAAUGAUGAAAAUCUACUUAUUAUUAAUAGUAAAUAAAAUGAAAUCGAUUUAUUAAAUCAAAAACUUAAUGAACUUUAAAAAAUAAUUCAAUCUAAUCUUGAUGAUUAUAAAUUAAAUAUCUAAUAAUUCAAUUAAUAAAUUGAAUUAACAAAAUAAACAAAAGAUGAUGAAUGGGAAUAGACUGUUAAAUUAUUAUAAAAUGAAAUUGAUGAUUUAAAUAAAACAUUAUAUGAGAAAGAAUUAAAUAACAAAUCUGAUACUAAAAUUGAAGAAUUAAAUUAAUAUAUAAUAGAAUAAGAAUAAUCAUACAUUAAAUAAUUUAAUACUCAAGAAGAAAUAAUUAAAUAAUUAUAAAAUGAUAUUUUAAUAUUAAAUACUCAAUUAUAAGAAUAAUAAAAGUGUAAUUAAAGUUAACUUUUAGAAUUAGCAUAAUUGUAAUAAGAAUUACAACUUAAAAAUGAAAAUUGUUAAAAACUUACAAAUUAAAUAGAAGAAUAAAAAUAAAAAUAAAUAAUAUAAUAAUAAAAUAAUUAAUAAAAUACAAAUAAUAAUACUGCUGAAAAAAUGGUAACUAUUCCAAUGAAAGAAUUAUUGACAUGGGAUAAAAGAUCAAAAGAUUAAUAAAAUUAAAUUAAAGCUUUAUCUAAUGAAAUUUAAUUAUUAAAAAAUUAAUAAGAAGAACAAUUAAAAAUAUAAAAUUCUAAAUAAAUGAAAUCUAAUCUCUCAUUAGAAGGAAUGGUUUAAAAAUGUUCAGUUUUAUAAUAAAUCAUUGAUGAAACCAGUUAAUAAAAUUCUAAAAUUACUUCAGAACUUAAUACUUUUAAACUUUUAAAUCAAUAACUUAAAGAUGAUUUAUAAAAUACUUAAUAAGAAUUAAAAGAAUUGAGAGUGAUUGCCUAAGAUAAAUUUAGAUUAGAAGGUGAAUUAGCAUCUGCAUAUUUAUAAAUCUCAGAAAACAAAGAUCUUAUGAAGGUAAUAUUAAUAUAUGUUAAAGAUAGAAAUUUAAUGAACUUUAAUCUAAUUAUGAAAAUACAGAAGAAUAACUAGAAACAACUAAAAAAACAUUGAAAUAAAGUGAAUAACUUAGAAACAAUGUAUUUCAUCAAAUUUAUUAUAGUUAUAAAUAAAAUUAGAUGAAAUUACUAUUUAAAAUUAGAAAAUCUUAUUAGAAUUAACAAAUGUUAAACAAGAAAGAGAUUAAAAAAUAAUUAAAUUAAAAGACUUAGAAAAAUUAUUAUAAUCUUAAUUCUAAGAAUAUUCUAAUCUAGAAUCAAAAUAUAAAGAUUCAUAAAUCAACUAUGAAGACAUGUAAAGUUAAGUUAAAAUUUUACAAAAAAAAUACUCUCAUGUAAUUCAAUAAUCAUUAUAUUAGGAAACAGAAUAAUUAAAAGAGGAAUGUCUUUAAAAACAAAAAUCUAUAUUAAUAUUAGAAGAAACUAAUAAAUCUUUAAUUAAUGAUCUUUAGGCUCUAAGAGAAUUACAAUUUAGAUAAAAAGCAUCUGAAGCUCCUCUUACAAAAAAAGAAAAAAUUGUUGUAGAAUCCCUUUCCUUAAGAGUAUAAGAACUUGAAUUGGAAAAUAGAAAAACAAGAGACAUUAUGUCUGCUAAAAUUACUCAAUUAUAAAAUGAAUUAGAACAGAAAACAAACUAUAUUAAUUAGAUUGCUAAUUAAAUAACAAAAUAAAUUCCAUCUUUAUCAGAGUAAAAUUAAUUGGAUAAGGAAGAUGUCAAAAUGAUACAAUAACUUAAAAAAAAGAUAAAUAUUCAAGAAAUAUUAGAGGUAUCAAUUAUACUAAAAAUAUAGAAAACAUUAGUAGAAAAUUUACAAUUAAGAGACUAAAUAAAAGUGUUAGGAACUGAAAUCAAUAAAAGAAAAUGA
Messenger RNA from Paramecium pentaurelia, 2278 nucleotides. NCBI's taxonomy places the organism in Eukaryota, Ciliophora, Oligohymenophorea, Peniculida, Parameciidae. The record is from the annotation of a GenBank genome assembly.